Molecule: messenger RNA, 435 nt
Organism: Frieseomelitta varia
Lineage: Eukaryota; Metazoa; Arthropoda; Insecta; Hymenoptera; Apidae
Exons: 3
Coding region: 1-435 (144 amino acids)
Biological process (GO): nervous system development
Cellular component (GO): signaling receptor complex; external side of plasma membrane
Molecular function (GO): signaling receptor activity
Source: RefSeq, a predicted model, not a curated record
AUGCUUAAUAAUAAUUUAACUGUUCCAGUGGCUUGUUCGACGGUGACAGUGACAAAGUGUCAAGCGGCCCUGCACACUCUGCAAGCUUUCCCUUUCUUCCGCCCAACGUGCCUCUGCAGGGAACCGCAUGUAGAUCCGGAUUGCAACAGCUUUCAGAACUUCCUCUUCGACCACCCUUGCAUCUACGUCUUAAAGAAGGAUAAGGAUCCGUACGCCAUCGACGCGCUGCCGACCUGCAAUCAUGCGCUGAGCGUCUGUUUACGCGGCAAACCGUGCAGCCAGAUUUUCGAGGACUUCAAAAGCAACUGCAAAGCGCGGGAGGGCAAGUGCAGGAUGGAGAGCCGAGAAUCUACUACCACUAUUAGUAGCAGUAAGUCUUUGACCAUAUGCAAUAAUGUUAAAUUAACUGAAAGUAGUGGUAAUAUUGAGAAUUGA